Messenger RNA from Temnothorax curvispinosus, 2749 nucleotides. RefSeq names its product T-complex protein 1 subunit delta (gene CCT4). Gene Ontology annotation, cellular component: chaperonin-containing T-complex. The record is from RefSeq and is a predicted model, not a curated record. Bases 158 to 1786 code for a protein of 542 amino acids. The transcript has 11 exons. Gene Ontology annotation, molecular function: ATP-dependent protein folding chaperone; ATP hydrolysis activity; ATP binding. NCBI's taxonomy places the organism in Eukaryota, Metazoa, Arthropoda, Insecta, Hymenoptera, Formicidae. Gene Ontology annotation, biological process: protein folding.
GCGCACGCGCGAAGAAACCCGGCUCCUCGAUCAACGCUGAUGCGACGUGCGACGUACUCCGUUCUUCGUUCUUGAUCGUUCUCGGCGAAUAUCACGCUUUUAAGAGGCACAGAAGCGUAUCUUCUCUGUAACCUACUCGAGAAUCCGACGACGAAACAUGACGAAAAACAUGUUCUCGAUGAGGAAGCUGGGGAUGGAGAAUGGCGACAGCCGCGGGGCCCAUGGCCAGGCGUAUAAGGACAAGAGCAAGCCCGCGGACAUUCGCAGCAGCAAUAUUAAUGCUGCCAAAGCUGUCAGCGAUGCAAUACGUACAAGUCUUGGACCUAGAGGCAUGGACAAGAUGAUUCAAGCUAGCAACGGAGAAGUUACUAUCACUAAUGAUGGUGCCACUAUCCUGAAAGAGAUGAACGUGAUCCAUCCCGCUGCAAAAAUGCUCGUCGAGUUGUCAAAGGCUCAGGACAUAGAGGCUGGCGAUGGUACCACGAGUGUUGUUGUGAUAGCUGGAUCACUGUUAGAGGCAGCGGAACGUUUGUUGCAGAAAGGCAUUCAUCCCACUUCGAUCAGUGACGCUUUUCAGAAAGCGGCAUCUAAAGCAGUAUCGAUUCUGGCACAUAUGUCCAUACCUGUUGACCUUUCAGACAAAGAAUCUCUUGUAAAGGUUGCAGCAACAUCUCUUAAUUCUAAGGUUGUACAUCAACAAUCCAGUCUUCUUGCACCACUUGCCGUAGACGCAGUAUUAAAGGUUACAGAAGAAGGAAAGGAAGUGUCAGUUGACUUAAACGAUAUUAAAGUGAUCAAGAAGUUGGGAGGCACCGUUGAAGACACUGAAUUAAUAGAUGGAUUAAUAUUUACCCAGAAAUCUUGUAAUGUAAAUGGCCCGAAACGUAUUGAGAAAGCUAAAAUUGGAUUAAUUCAAUUUUGCAUUUCACCACCAAAAACUGAUAUGGAUCAUAACGUUGUUGUAUCUGACUAUGCAGCGAUGGAUCGUGUUUUAAAGGAGGAACGUGCCUACAUACUGAAUAUUGUAAAACAGAUCAAGAAAUCGGGUUGUAAUGUGCUUCUCGUGCAAAAGUCGGUCUUGCGCGACGCUGUCAGUGAUCUUGCGAUACACUUCUUGGAUAAAAUUAAGGUCAUGGUGGUAAAAGAUGUGGAGCGCGAGGAUAUUCCUUUCGUGUGUAAAACACUGGGUUGCAGGCCAAUCGCGUCGCUGGAUCAUUUUGUGCCUGAAAAUCUUGUCAAUGCGGAGCUCUGCGAAGAAGUUCAAACUGGAAAUUCGAAAUUUGUCAAGAUCACCGGAAUCCAAAAUCACGGGAAAACAGUCACGGUUCUCGUACGUGGUAGUAACAAAUUAGUAUUAGAAGAAGCUGGGAGAUCACUGCACGAUGCCUUGUGCGUCAUUCGAUGUUUAGUAAAGCAACGAGCGCUGAUUGCCGGUGGUGGAGCACCGGAGAUUGAACUGGCAAUAAAAUUGGGAGAAUACGCAGUGACCUUAGGCGGAAUUGAUGCAUACUGCAUUAAAGCCUUUGCAAAUGCGCUUGAAGUGAUUCCGUCGACGUUAGCCGAAAACGCGGGUUUGAAUCCGAUAGCCACUGUAACCGAUCUUCGCAAUCGACACGCGAAGGGUGAGGUAACAGCGGGAAUUAAUGUUCGGAAAGGCGCCAUCACUAACAUAUUGGAAGAGAACGUAAUUCAACCACUACUAGUUUCUACCAGCUCGAUAACUUUUGCUUCUGAAACUGUAUGCAGUAUACUGAAGAUCGAUGAUAUUGUUAACGCGAUUCAAUAAAUCAUGGAACAUAAUUUAAAAUUAAUUCCGUAUUUUGCAGUUUCUGCGGAAUAUUUCUAUUUUCAAGAUCAGGCAAAUUUUUUGAUUGUGCGUACCAAGUUCGGCAUGUGUUGCUUAAAUUUCGGGUGACUCAUGCCAAUGUCUUUGCUUUGCAGAGCAUCGGCAUGAGCCCGCAAUCGCCUAAAGUAAUUUCUUGAAAUAACCGAGAAAAUUAUAUAUUGUCAAAGUAUAUAGUGUAUUAAAUAAAUAGAAAACUCAGUAAAACAAUCUUUUCAUGACUAUUUGCUUAGUUCAUUUUUUUUUUCUUUUUUUCUUCAAAAGAAUACUGCUCGACGAAUGUCUAUCCCAUGGUAACUGGAGGUAUAAUUUUUUAAAUGUGCGUGUAAUAAAACGAUAAAUUUUACGCCCAUUUUAAUCGUGGCUCUUGCAAUUCUCCCUCGCACUUCCUUUUUCUACUUUCUUGAAGGUGGAAAACUUUCAUAAUGAUAUAUUCUUUGUUUAAACAACGAGAAUAACAAUUUUGAUUUUUGGGAAAAAAAUAUAUUUAACAUAUAAUCGGUUGCAAAAUAUAAUAUUGAAUUCAAGAAAUUGUAACGUCUCAUGACCCUGUCAAGAUUAAUAGAAAGAUCUACUCCAAAUUUUUUUAUCUUGUUAAAGGAAGAGGUCGUCGUAAAUUUGGAUCUUGUAAAUAUUAAUAUUUGUAUCUAAAAAAGAUAUAUACAUAUGUAUGAUCCUCUUAACAAUUUAAUCGAAAUAUAAUCUCAUACAAUAGAGUUCUGGCCAAGUAUAACUAAACAUUAAGUACAUCUUGCACAUAAUAAAAUAUAUAUUAUCUAUAUUGAAAUAUAUUGCAUUUUUAUUUUGCGUUAUAAAUCAACUGCACAAUCAUAUUCAUUGCUUUUAAACCCUAAAUUGGAUCCUAAUAAUAGUCGUAAAUGCGAUUAAGUACAUUUAUAUGGUAGC